This is a messenger RNA of Microsporum canis CBS 113480, 870 nucleotides long. RefSeq lists its product as uncharacterized. The coding region runs from base 1 to 870 and encodes 289 amino acids. Lineage: Eukaryota; Fungi; Ascomycota; Eurotiomycetes; Onygenales; Arthrodermataceae. The record is from RefSeq and is a predicted model, not a curated record. The transcript has a single exon.
AUGGCUUAUACGGACCAGAUAACCGAUACAACACAUUCGAAUGUUGCAUCCUCGGAAUUGCUGAUUGGGCUCCCGGAAGGAACACCCCAGGCUAAAUACUCCAAUAUGGAAAGGCUGAAACGGGCUGCUGAUGCUCAAGCCCUUCGGUGCGCUGAAGAUGAUUUACAGAGCCCGUUUGUGAUAGUAACAUGUGUGCCGUACACUAUCCUCGAAGAAUUUGACAACUUUUAUCCUAGAAAAGGCCCCAGAAUCAAAGCAAAUCUACGAGAAAGAGUCCUCGUUCUUGAAGUAAUGGUGCAAAGACCCCAUGAGACUGCUACUGCACAGCUCACACGGUAUAUCCAGUCCGGCAUUGAUAGCACGGGCCUUGGGAAUGAGUUGAUUGCCGGCGGUGGACCUCGAGAAGUCAACAUAAACAUGACCUGGGUUAAAGAGCCAGACAGUAGUUUUUGGCUCAAUGAUGACAUAGGGUGGCCUGUAUUGGCCAUUGAGACGGGCCUGUCCGAGGACGAACGCAAACUGGCCGUAGAUGCCCAGGGAUGGCUUGAGGCUGAAGGAUCACAGACGCAAGCCGUGAUAACGGUCAAAAUAGACCGCUACACUCCACAUAUAACUUUUCGGCGGUGGGAGCAUUACUAUCCGCCUUCUCGCCCUGUAACCCGACGCUACCAACCGAUUGGAUCCUGCAUGGAGACUGUCGAUGUGAUACAUUGCCAUGGAGCUACCAGGGCUACAGGCAACCUCACUAUUCCUGUCGCGAAACUGUUGCGUCGAGAGGCGUGUUGGCAUGAUGGAACCGACUUUGUAGUCGAGAGGGCCUCACUGAUCAAGAUUGCAGAACUCACUUGGCGGAGUCAAGGCUUUAUGUAA